CCUCAGUGGAGGACUGAAACAGUGCCCCAGCUGGCCGGCUAGCAGCAGAGAAGAUGGCUGCAGAGGGGAUUUUCAGGCCACUGUCUGAAAACAGAACACCGUUUGUCAUGUUGAACGACGACUAGCCAGCGUGUCACCCCGGUUGUUCCGUUAAUCGGUUCCGACUGGCUUCGUCGGAGCGGAUUAAACAACAUGGGGUCGCAGACUCUACAGAUCCUGAGGCAGGGGGUCUGGGCUUCAGUCACAGGCGGAUGGUACUACGACCCCGAUCAGAACACAUUCGUCAACGCUUUACAUCUCUACAUCUGGCUGUUUCUGCUAUGUUUCCCCUUCACGCUGUACAUGGCCCUGCAGCCAACUAUGGUGAUAGUGGGAAUCUACUGUGGUGUGAUUGCUGCCAUGUUUCUGCUGCUGAAGAUGGUGAAUUACCGCCUCCACUACGCCCUGGAUGAGGGGGAGGUGGUGGAGCAUCAAGCCAAGGAGAAUCAGGGCAGCAGAAGUGGCACGGAGGGGGCAAAUGAUGGAGGUGCCACCCGUCGGGAGGACAGCAAUGGCCCGGGGGACCCUGGAGGGGGUAUCGAGAUGGCAGACUUUAUCCGACAAGAGACUCCACCAGUGGAUUGCAGUUCCAGGAACUCCUAUAUUGGGAUGGAGUCUAUCCAGCAGAUUGCAUCCACACAUGGAAGAGCAAUAGUUAUUAAAGGAGAUGUGGGAAAGAUCUCAGAUGAUAUCAGUUUGACUCUGGUUGAGAGCUGCAGUCAUGAUCAUGAUCUGCUCUCAGACACAAAGAUGUACUGCCUUGUUCCCAAUGACUCCUUCGCCUCCUUGCAGCCAUCAACCUCCUUGUGUCCUUCAGAGUUGUCCAGGGAGCCUGCUGAUCUCUGUAACUCAGCUGCUUAUCACUUCAGCCUGUCGCACUCGUCCUGUGACACGGAGGUGACCACUCACGCAUCCAUGCAAUCUCAGAGCUUUAGGAAGGAGCUCCGCUCGCGGGGCCUACCUCGGACAUCUAGUUCAGCAGGCUCCGCUUUCCCCGACCCGUGUCUGCCAGACUUUGCUCUGUAUCCUCCUCCCAGGAGGAGUGGCCUUGACCCUGUCUGCGAGAUGGAAGCUGCCAGACCACACAGGCCAGCGAUGUGUGAUGGAGAGGCAGCAGAGCGGCUUUACCAGCAGGAUCAAGCCGUGCCCUCCACCUCUGGAGUUGAGUGUUACAGGCACAAAGAACCACGCAGAGUUGCCCGCUCAGUCUCCAGGGAGGCGGGGGAAGGGAGCUCAGGACUAUACCAGGUACAGGUGGGUAGUAGUGGUGGGAAAGGCCCUGGUGGAGGAGGGAAGUCCCAAGGAGGAGAGCGAAGUGCAGAUAGCCUGAGGAGCCUGAGCACCCGUAGUAGUGGCUCCACUGAGAGUUAUUGCAGCGGCACAGACAGGGACACCAACAGCACAGUCAGCAGCUUCCACAGCGAACAGACCAGUUCUACACAUGUGGAGAGUCUGCUCUCACUUUCAGGGGAUGAGCGUGUACGGGACAGAGGAGAGGCUGUAUCAGCCCCUGCAGAUGGCGGGACUUCUAGCCUCGGCAGUUUGAGCUCCCGAGGUCUCAGUAACCUCCCCCCUAGAGAGGCCAAUAAAAACCCGCACGCCAAUGAGCUGACUGCUAAACAAACUGCUGAUACUAUUUCUUCUGGAAACAAGGAAGUCUUGGAACCUGUUGGAGACGCGGAGGAGCCUGGCGUUAGGACCAGUGUCGAUGAUUCAACAGGUGUUGUUAGCGCAGAGCAGGAGCAAACAACAGAUGAUGUUGAAUUGAAAUCAGCGAACAUUGUUCAGAGGACUUCUUCUCUGACAACGGGGCGCUGUGGACGUCGGCAGAGCGGUAAGAAAAGAGCAAGCAGCUUCGAUGCCAGCCGUCACCGGGACUACUUGUCUUUGCGUGGUAUGGCUAAACCCUGCAGCGCUGUUUUUACUGGUGGUGGAGAGGAUGACUCUAGUGAUCAGAGUGAACUCAGCUGUGCCUCUAGUCUCCACUCCACCCACCAUCCAAGUACAGACAGCUCAUCAAGCACCACCUCCCGCUCCUGCCACUCCCCAGAGGACCACUUUAAGGCCCUGAAAGCCAAGCGUGCAGCAGUCAAUGCACCCUCCUCCUCCUCUGCAAUGAAGGCUGCGGCGGGAUCUGAGGAAGGAACGCGAAGUGGAGGGAAGCGCCGCGCCUCCCGCCGUACGCCCAGCACAGGUAGUGCCAAAACGCAUGCCAGGGUGUUGAGUUUGGACAGUGGCACCGCUGCUUGCCUUAAUGAUCCCAGCCGCUUAGGAGCUCCAUCUGCGCCUCGACCUCUCACCACCUCCAAGUCGGAUUUGGAAGCCAAAGAAGGGGAAGUCCUGGAUGCUGCUUCUCUGCUGGGUCGGGCCUCCCAGUUGGAAUCAGUGACCCGCUCCAGAAACAGUCUGCCAAACCAGACAGCUUUCACUGAGCCUCAGGAUGCCACUGCUGCUUCCCUGCGGGCGCCUGGAAGUGAAGAGACGGUCAUAUUCCGUCGCGAGCGUAGCACGUUUCGUCGGCAGGCAGUGCGGCGCCGGCACAACGCAGGGAGUAACCCAACCCCUCCCACCUCCCUCAUUGGAUCUCCUCUCAGUCUUCAGGAGGCUCUCAACCAGGCCUCCCAGCCUUCUACUUCACAGGUGAAAAGUCAGCCAUCAAGAACCCCAUCCCAGGUGACAAUGCUGAGCACAAGCACCUCCCUGCUGGCCAGGAAUGGAAGCACGCACCUGGAGGGUUCUCAGGACAAAGCCUCAACUGUUGGUGCCACCAGCUUGCAGGAUGACUUUGGAAAGCUCACUCCCUCCUUAUAUGAGGCUGGUGGAUGCGACAUGUCUCUGGUUAACUUUGAACCAGCAACCAGACGAGCCUCCAAUAACCUAUGGGAUACUGACUCCCACCUCUCCAGUUCUACCUCAGUUCGUUUCUACCCUCAUGACCUGAUCUCCCUCCCUCAGAUCCGUCUAAACCGCCUGCUGACCAUGGACCCAGAGCUACUGGAGCAACAGGACGGAGAUCUAAGCCCAGAUCUCCAAGAUGCACCACUGGGACAAGAGGACGCUGCAGCCUCUGCUGCUGCUAAAGCCAAGCAGUACUACCGUUUGUGGCUUCUCCCCUACCUGUGGGUAGGCCUGCACUUUGACCGGCUUACCCUGCUGGCACUGUUUGACAGGAACCGUGAGGUUUUAGAAAAUGUGCUGGCAGUCGUGCUUGCUGUCCUGGUGGCCUUUCUGGGUUCAGUGUUGCUCGUCCACGGCUUCUUCACUGACAUCUGGGUCUUUCAGUUCUGCCUCGUCAUUGCAAGUUGCCAGUAUUCCUUGCUAAAGAGUGUUCAACCAGACUCCUCAUCCCCUAGACAUGGCCAUAAUCGUAUCAUAGCAUACAGCCGGCCAGUGUACUUCUGCCUGUGCUGCGGCCUCAUUUGGUUGCUGCACUACGGCAGUCUGAAGAUCUCUUCAUCUCGCUUCACCCUGUACGGAGUCGCCCUCACCAGCUCCUUUGUUCUUGCCUCUGCCAGGGACCUCGUCUUAGUCUUUACUCUCUGCUUUCCCAUCGUUUUCUUCAUGGGGCUGCUGCCGCAAGUCAACACAUUCGUCAUGUACUUCUUUGAGCAGCUGGACAUCCAUGUGUUUGGGGGCAAUGCCUCCACAAGCCUUCUAUCAGCGUUGUACAGCAUCCUGCGCAGUAUAGUUACUGUGGCUUUGCUCUACGGCUUCUGCUAUGGAGCUCUGAAGGAGACCUGGGAGCCUCAUCACAUCCCUGUGUUAUUCUCUGUGUUCUGCGGCCUCUUGGUGGCAGUGUCGUACCAUCUGAGCCGGCAAAGCAGUGACCCGUCUGUCCUCAUCUCACUGAUGCAGUCCAAGAUUUUACCCAACUUAAAAGACAAAAACCCAGAGGACCCCCUGUCAGAAGUUCAGGACCCUCUGCCAGAGAAGCUGAGGGCCUCAGUGAAUGAACGUCUGCAAUCGGAUCUGAUCGUGUGUGUGGUUAUUGCUGUCCUUUACUUCGCCAUCCAUGUCAGCACAGUAUUCAUAGCACUACAGCCUUUCCUCAGUUAUGUUCUGUACGCCCUGUUGGGAACGGUGGGUUUGCUCACACACUACCUGCUGCCUCAAGUUCGCAAGCAGCUGCCCUGGUACUGCUUCUCACACCCGCUGCUCAAAACCAAGGAGUACUAUCAGUUUGAAGUCAGGGAUGCUGCUCAUGUCAUGUGGUUUGAAAAGGUGCAUGUGUGGCUGCUGUUUGUGGAAAAGAACGUUCUCUAUCCACUCGUCAUCCUUAACGAACUGAGUGGCAGCGCCAGAGAACUCGCCAGCCCAAAGAGACUUGACACGGAGGUUGGGGCUCUGAUGAUCACAGUAGCAGGUCUGAAGCUGCUCCGUUCCUCCUACAGCAGUCCCACCUACCAGUACGUGACCAUCCUCUUCACUGUCCUCUUCUUCACUUUCGACUACCGCCAUCUGUCCGAGACGCUGCUGCUCGACCUCUUCCUCAUGUCCAUCAUUUUCAGCAAGUUGUGGGAGCUUUUUUACAAGCUGCACUUUGUCUACACCUACAUCGCUCCAUGGCAGAUCACAUGGGGCUCAGCCUUCCACGCCUUCGCUCAGCCCUUUGCUGUGCCUCACUCGGCCAUGCUGUUUGUCCAGGCUGUGGUAUCUGCAGUCUUCUCUACUCCCCUCAACCCUUUCCUUGGCAGUGCCAUCUUCAUCACCUCCUACGUCCGCCCCGUCAAGUUCUGGGAACGAGACUAUAACACUAAGAGAGUCGAUCACUCUAACACCCGACUGGCUUCUCAGCUGGACAGAAAUCCAGGCUCAGAUGACAACAAUUUGAACUCCAUCUUCUACGAGCAUCUUACCCGAUCCCUUCAGCACAGCCUUUGUGGAGACCUGCUCCUGGGCCGCUGGGGGAACUUCAGUACCGGGGACUGCUUCAUUCUGGCCUCUGACUAUCUGAACGCUCUGGUGCAUCUUAUAGAAAUCGGCAACGGCCUGGUCACCUUUCAGCUUCGGGGGCUGGAGUUCAGAGGAACCUACUGCCAGCAGAGAGAAGUGGAGGCCAUCACUGAAGGGGUGGAAGAAGAUGAGGGCUGCUGCUGCUGCGAACCAGGCCAUCUUCCUCACAUCCUGUCCUUUAAUGCUGCGUUUGGGCAGCGCUGGCUUGCCUGGGAGGUACUCGUCACCAAAUACGUUUUGGAGGGCUAUAGCAUCACCGAUAACAGCGCCGCCUCCAUGCUGCAGGUGUUCGACCUGCGACGCAUCCUCACCACCUACUAUGUCAAGGGUAUCAUCUACUAUGUGGUCGCCUCCCCCAAACUGGAGGAGUGGCUAGCUAAUGAGACAAUGAAAGACGGCCUGCGAGGGUGCGGAGAGAGGAACUACGUUGACCUGGAUCCCACCUUUAAUCCCAACAUCGAUGAAGACUACGACCAUCGGCUUGCAGGAAUCUCCAGGGACAGCUUUUGUGGCGUCUACCUGGGUUGGAUCCAGUACUGCAAUUCUCGAAGGGCCAAGCCACUGGACUGUGAGAAAGACUCUGCUCUGGUGCUGCUCUGCUUCGGCCUGUGUGUGCUGGGAAGGAGAGCUCUUGGGACUGCAGCCCAUCACAUGUCCAGCAAUCUGGAGUCUUUCCUUUAUGGACUUCAUGCAUUAUUUAAGGGUGAUUUCCGCAUCUCGUCAGUGCGAGACGAGUGGAUCUUCGCAGACAUGGAACUGCUCAGGAAAGUUGUGGUGCCUGGAAUCCGAAUGUCUCUCAAAUUACACCAGGACCACUUCACGUCCCCCGACGAGUAUGAUGAGCCAGCAGUUCUUUUUGAGGCCAUCUCCUCCCACCAGCAGAACCUGGUCAUUGCUCACGAAGGUGACCCGGCCUGGAGGAGCGCCGUGCUGUCCAACGCUCCAUCCCUCCUUGCCCUGCGCCACGUCCUAGAUGAAGGCACCAACGAGUACAAAAUCAUUAUGCUCAAUCGACGAUACCUCAGCUUCCGUGUCAUCAAGGUGAAUAAAGAAUGUGUCCGAGGUCUUUGGGCAGGGCAGCAACAGGAGCUGGUGUUCCUCAGAAACAGAAACCCAGAGCGCGGGAGCAUCCAGAAUGCCAAGCAGGCUCUGCGUAACAUGAUCAAUUCAUCUUGCGACCAGCCCAUUGGAUAUCCAAUCUACGUCUCACCGUUGACCACCUCCUACUGCAACUCACACCCACAGCUUGGACGCAUCUUGGGAGGGCCCAUCAGCAUCGCAAACAUCCGCAACUUCGUUGUCAGCACUUGGCACAGGUUAAGAAAAGGCUGUGGUGCAGGCUGUAACAGUGGAGGGAAUAUUGAGGAUUCGGAUGCAGGGGGGUUGUCGUGCGGCAGUGGGAAUGGGACAGGUGGUGACUCUCAGCAGAGCUCCGUGUCGCAAGGCGGCACCUCUGGACCUGCUCCUCCUCACUCAUACCAGCCACAUUCUCUGGGCACCAGUCAGAGUUCCCAGUCUGUUCAGUCUGGUUUGGUACGCCACUCACCCGCCCGAGCCUCGAUGGCCAGCCAGUCAUCAUCGUACCGCUACAGCAGCAGCCGCCACUCCUCCUUGCGCACCUCCACCACCGGCCUGGAGCCCUGCCGUCGUUCCUCCACCAGCCAACUGUCUCUGCGCACACUCCCCACAUCCCUGCAGCUCCGGCUGGGCUCAACCUCCGACCCCGCCGGCCCUUCGUCCUCACUCUCCAGCCACAGCAUCCCUCCCUGUAAACGUCACACACUUGUUGGCCUCCUGGGCAAUGACAGCGUGUGCAGCACCGUGACGGAUCCCCUCAGCCAGCAUCAUCACCAUCAUCACCACCCACAGCAGCACAACCCCACUGUCGCCACGAUACGGAGAGAUGACAUCUCCUACAGAGUACAGAUUGUAGAUGUGAGUCAGGUGCUGGAGAACAUCAACUUAUCAAAAAGGAAGGAGCUGCAGUGGCCUGACGAGACCAUGAGACUGAGGGCAGGACGGACCUGCUGGAGAGACUGGAGCCCCAUCGAGGGCAUGGAAGGGCAUGUGAUUCACCGGUGGGUGCCUUGUAGCCGAGACCCAGCCAAUCGCUCCCAUAUCGACAAGACCAUCCUGCUGGUACAGGUGGAAGAUAAGCUAGUACCCAUAAUUGAGACUGGGGUCAUUGAGUUGGGUGCAGAGGUUUGAGAUGAGCAAGCACACACGUCUCACAAACACACGCUUGUGUGAAGAUGGAGCAACACCUCCCUGACUUUCAGCAGGGGUCUGUGGACAAACAGGGAAUGGGAGCCUUCGCUGCCUCCUUUAGUUCCCCAUCGCUGAAGGGGAAGGAAGCCAGGGAUAAGUGCAAACAAAGGCAGAGUAAACGUAUACCCGACAUGCUUUACUACAUCAACACACAUCCACAAUAUCUGCCUUUUGUUGCGUCUCAAAUGCUGCAUGACGGUAAACAACCCUUAAGUUAGUUCUUGCUACUGGUAAUUAAUUUCUAUGCAUUUCAUCAGCGAUUUUUCUUGAAUUUACUGACAGAGCUCAGUGUAAGAAGCGUGUGGAGAUUUCUUUUUUUGUUGUUUUUGUAAAUCCUUUAAUAUUUUGCCAAAUAAGUCUAUUGAAUAUUUGCCAUGGUUUCAUACAUGAAUGCUUCUUUUUUAUUAUUAUUUUCUGGCUGCCAAGACUGCAGAGAAAGUUGUGGCGCAUAACAGACGGAAGUCCGAGACUAGACAGCGCUGUCCUCCACAGACUCUGUUUCAUUGUUGUCAUUCCUUUUUAAUUUGUUUGAAAUUUGCAAGAUCGAUUUGCGCAAAGAAAAAAGAACUUGCACUAUAAUUUUUGUAUUUAAUUUACAGCAAUGCACUACAAUCUUUAGAUGAUAUCACAUUUUAUUUAUUACAGACUGAAUGGUCAUGGUUACCGAUGCCUUGGGAAUGAAAAAAAUGCAAUCAUUAUUCUGUUUUCAGCCAAUUUUAUUUUAAUAUUUUGUUUGAUAAACUUGAAAAUAACUUUUUACUGUACAUGAAUUUAUCUAUACAUAUAUAUAUUUACACAAAUAUAUAUAUAAUGUCUAUGUAUAAAAGAUUUUGUUUUCAAUAUUUAUUACUGUGAACAUAGUAUUUACACUUUGUUAAAUUUUUUUUCUUUUUCUUUUUUCAUUUUGGGACAAAGGUUAAUGUAUUGAGGACCAUUGGUUGAAAACAAGAUGCCGCAAUUUUGAUGGACUGUUUCACUAUUUAACUGAAUUCUUUUCUAUAUGGAGAAAUAAAAUUUGAUUUAUUGCUGUCUUU
Molecule: messenger RNA, 8294 nt
Organism: Melanotaenia boesemani (Boeseman's rainbowfish)
Lineage: Eukaryota; Metazoa; Chordata; Actinopteri; Atheriniformes; Melanotaeniidae
Gene: pcnx1
Product: pecanex 1
Exons: 36
Coding region: 193-7200 (2335 amino acids)
Cellular component (GO): membrane
Source: RefSeq, a predicted model, not a curated record